AUGUCUGAUGAUAUUGACUGGUUACACAGCAGCAGGGACGUGUGCAAGGUAGAUCUUUAUAGCCCUGUGGGACAACGAGAACAGGAUCGGAAAGUGAUAUGCUUUGUGGAUGUGUCCACCCUGAAUGUGGAAGAUAAAGACUGCAAGGAUGCUACCGGUUCAAGCUCAAAUGGAGACUUAAGUCUGGGGAAUCUGGAAGAAAAAGAGAUUAUUGUCAUCAAGGACACCGAGAAGCAAGACCAGUGUAAGACGGAGGGCUCUGUGUGCCUUUUCAAACAAGCUCCCUCUGACCCCAUAAGUGUCUUCAAUUGGCUUCUCAAUGAUCUCCAGAAGUAUGCCCUGGGUUUCCAACAUGCCCUGAGCCCCUCAGCCUCUAGCUGUAAACAUAAAGUAGGAGAGACAGAGGAUGAAGAACACCAAAUGCACUCUGGCAACUGCUACAGUGUUUACGCUGACAAACUGAACUUGAAUUAUUUGACCAACGAACCCAAAAGCCUACGAGUAGAAAUGACAGCAGCUAAAAACACCAAUAACAACCAAAGGUCUUCGAGUCCCCCAGCUAAAUCUCCUAGUGGUCAGAGAGCAGUUGUUACUCCUGAUGGAGAAUGUUGUAUAGAUGACCUUUCCUACUAUGUCAACCGACUAUCUUCUUUGGUAAUUCAGAUGGCCCGUAAAGAAAUCAAGGACAAGUUGGAAGGAGGAAGCAGAUGCUUUCAUCAUUCAAUCUAUCCACCCACUGGGGAUAAAGGGAAAAACAGCCCCCACAGUACUGUGAGCAAGAUUGCUUCUGAAAUGGUCCAUGAUGCUAUGGAUGUGAGUUCAGAAAUGCGUGGCACCAGAGAAGACUGCAAGGAUGGCGGUCGGAAAACCUUUCUGUAUAGUGAAUUAUCCAACAAGAACAAAUGUGGAGAAAAACAAACGUGUCAGCGAGAUAGCAAAGAAUUUGCGGAUUCUAUCAGUAAGGGACUCAUGGUUUAUGCAAAUCAAGUGGCAUCUGACAUGAUGGUUUCUGUCAUGAAGACCUUGAAAGUGCAUAGUGGAAAGCCAAUACCAGCCUGUGUUGUCCUAAAGAGGGUGUUACUGAAGCACACCAAAGAAAUCGUGUCUGACUUGAUUGAUUCCUGCAUGAAGAACCUACAUAAUAUUACUGGGGUCCUGAUGACUGACUCAGACUUUGUUUCAGCUGUCAAGAGAAAUCUCUUCAAUCAUGGGAAACAAAAUGCUGCAGACAUCAUGGAAGCUAUGCUGAAGCGUCUAGUCAGUGCCCUUCUCGGUGAAAAAAGAGAGACUAAGACUCAGAGUCUUUCAUAUGCCUCUUUGAAAGCUGGAUCCCAAGAUCCCAAGUGCAAGAACCAGAAUCUUGAAAUCUCAGCUGUGAAAGCUGAGAUGAAAGGGAAGGACAAAUGCAAAGCAAAACCAGACCCAUGCAAAUCAUUGACCAGUGCUGAGAAAGUCAGUGAACACAUCCUAAAAGAGAGCCUGACUAUGUGGAAUCAAAAGCAAGGAAACCAAGGCAAGGUACCUACCAAAGCGUGUGCCAAUAAAGAAGAAAAAAGAGAAAAAAUCAGCCCUUCCACAGAUUCGCUGGCUAAGGACCUGAUUGUGUCUGCCCUUAUGCUGAUCCAGUACCAUCUGACCCAGCAGGCAAAGUGCAAAGACACAUGUGAAGAAGAAUGUCCAAGUUCUUCCAUGAACUAUGUGGCUCAGAGUACCAAAUUUGAGAAGUGUGGAGGUGCCCAAAGUACUAAAGCAGUUUCAAUGAAACAUCUGGAAUCUCAUGGCGCUCCCGGACCAUCUACCUCUGCAAAGGAGACCCCACAACCUGACUGCAAAAAAUUGGACAUGUCAAACAUCGUUCUAACACUGAUUCAGAAACUGCUUAAUGAGAGUCCCUUCAGCUGUGAAGAACUUAGCGAAGGUGAGAACAAGCGUUCUGAACCCAAAACAGGAAAAGCAUCUUGCAUGUCCAAGAAGUCUGACAGAACAGAAGAACAACAAUGUCAGGAAAAUCAAGACCUUGACUUUCUGAGUGGAAUGAAGCAAGUGAACCGCCAAUUUAUAGACCAGCUGGUAGAAUCUGUAAUGAAACUAUGCCUCAUCAUGGCCAAGUACAGCAGCAAUGGGGCGGCUCUUGCAGAGUUGGAAGAACAAGCCGCUUUGGCAGGAAAUUCCAACUUAAGCGGCCUCAGAUGUGGUCAUGAUGGGGCAAUGCCACAGGGCUUUUCAGAUACAUCCGGGCCAGAAGUCAUCGUCAACAAUCAGUGUGCUACCAGCAACUUGCAGAAGCAGCUCCAGGCUGUCCUGCAGUGGAUCGCCGCCUCCCAGUUUAAUGUGCCCAUGCUCUACUUCAUGGGAGAUGAUGAAGGACAACUGGAGAAGCUUCCUGAGGUUUCAGCUAAGGCAUCAGAGAAGGGCUACAGUGUUGGAGAUCUUCUUCAGGAGGUCAUGAAAUUUGCCAAGGAACGUCAGCUGGAUGAAGCUGUCGGGAACAUGGCUAGAAAGCAACUGUUAGACUGGCUGCUCACUAAUCUGUAG
Nycticebus coucang (slow loris) is the source of this 2535-nucleotide messenger RNA. RefSeq names its product A-kinase anchoring protein 4 (gene AKAP4). Gene Ontology annotation, molecular function: protein kinase A binding. NCBI's taxonomy places the organism in Eukaryota, Metazoa, Chordata, Mammalia, Primates, Lorisidae. The coding region runs from base 1 to 2535 and encodes 844 amino acids. Gene Ontology annotation, biological process: intracellular protein localization. The transcript is spliced from 5 exons. The record is from RefSeq and is a predicted model, not a curated record. Gene Ontology annotation, cellular component: sperm principal piece; cytoplasm; sperm fibrous sheath.